AUGGGCCCCUAUAUACCGCCUCCUCAUGCUGCUGCCAGGCCCCUAAUCUGCCAUGGGCCCCCCUAUACCGCCUCCUCAUGCUGCUGCCAGGCCCCUAAUCUGCCAUGGGCCCCUAUACCGCCUCCUCAUGCUGCUGCCAGGUCCAGAGUCUCUCAUGGGUCCCUGUACGGCCUCCCAUUGCUGCUGUCUCCAUCGCCACACUCUGCCAUGUGCCACUUUCAGGUCUCCUCACACUCCUGCUGGUUUCCAUUUUGUCAUAGGUUGCUGUAUGGCCUCCCAUUGCUGCUGCCUCCACCGCCACACUGUGGCUCCAAACACUGGUUUUGGCCCCGUGACUGGCCAAAUGAGUGAAGUGUGCGGUGAUUCUAAGAUCGACGGCACUCAUCUGCAUGUCAUACUGAGUGACAGUAUUAUUUCUCUUCCCCAGCAGACUCCAAGGGCAUUUAAAUUAAAGGUACAGUGUUCUGCACUAAUAUUA
Staurois parvus is the source of this 478-nucleotide messenger RNA. The record is from the annotation of a GenBank genome assembly. Lineage: Eukaryota; Metazoa; Chordata; Amphibia; Anura; Ranidae.